UGCGGGACUCGCGACUCGGUGGGCUCUGGCGCGGGGAUGAGUGGUCGGCGCGCACCUGGAGGAGACAUGCAGGGGCUGCGGCAGACUUUCGUGCGCGUCCUCAACGGUUUAUGAUACGGAGUGAGAGCUUGUGGUUCGAUCCUGCCGGUGAUGGGGAGCAGCGCAUGGAGCUGCGGUGCCGUGAUGCUGCUGAGCGUCUUCUGCUGCUGCCGCGCCGCCACCUUGGAAUCCAUCCACUGGAGCGGCUCCAAUGCAAAAUUUACUGCAGGCCAGGGUCUGGUCCUGUAUCCUCAGAUAGGGGACAAGAUGGACAUUGUGUGUCCCCGGGCAGACGCUUCCCCGGGGGGGAAGGAGGAGUUCUACAGGGUGUACCUGGUCUCCCGGAGUCAGAUCGAGAGCUGCACCAUCGACAAGACGGACACGCCCCUGCUGAACUGUGACAAGCCUCACCGGGACGUCAAGUUCACGUUCAAGUUCCAGGAGUUCAGCCCCAACCUGUGGGGUUUGGAGUUCCUCAGGGGGAGGGACUAUUACAUCACCUCCACCUCGACAGGAGCUCUUCAAGGUCUGGAUAACACUAAUGGAGGAGCGUGUAGGACCAAAUCCAUGAAGCUGAUGCUGAGAGUCGGCCAGAGCUCCUCAGAUCCACCCUCAAUACUCCAGGAGUCGCCCACCAGAUUCCCGCCCUCACGACCGAAACCCAAGGCCAAGGACGAGUCUGCGAAGGAACACGACGCAAAAAGCAAAACUGACGCAAACCAGGAUGAAGGACAAACAAACCCCGGUGGCGGCGGUGACUCGGAGACACAGCUGUUCGUGUGGGUCUUUUCCGGCUGCGUGAUCGUCCUUCUGGUCGUCAUCGUUUUGCUGGUGCUGCUGUGGAGGCGCCGUCACCGCCACUGCCUCCCAGAGAGCCAGCAGUCCGCCUCCGUGUCCCUCAACACCUUGGCCCUGCCGAAGCGGGACAGCGUCAGCAGCGACAACAACGGCUCGGACCGCAGCGACGUCGUCUUCCCUCUGCGGCCUUCCGACAGCAUGAUCUGCCGCCACUAUGAGCGUGUGAGCGGCGACUAUGGUCCACCUGUCUACAUCGUUCAGGAGAUCACACCUCAGACUCCCACUAACCUCUACUACAAAGUCUAAUGUGUGCUGCUCUGGUCUUUAUCUAACAUGUUAACCACAUUUAUAAAGAUGGACAACACAUCUCCUCCUCCUCCCACUACAGCAAGAAAUGCAGCCAAAACAUCCCGGAUACUAACGCUGCCAUCUUGCACAUUUGGAGCCAGAGUCUGUGUCACUAGAAAUCUGUGGAUGCAGCCACGGUGGCGAGGUCCGGUCGAUAGGCACAUUUGACCAAUCAUGAGUCAGCCUCAGCUGUACAUCAUGACAUGACGUUUCACCGCCUUUUCACAGCAACUAAUUCAAUUCAAACUUACUGGAAAAACAAGAACUUGAACAAACAUCAGAGUGACAUCUAACUAAACUGACCGUACAUGGGGGGCCAUGUAAGUAUUCGAUGUGUGCUUUGACUGAUUGUCUUAAUUUGGUCAAUAGCAGGGGGAGGAGGUAUUUAAGACCUUUACUGCAACCAGCCACCAGGCUGCAAUCGAGACACUUUGACUUCACUUUUUGGUAGCCGUCAUGUCGUCCAUCUUUAUAAACUAAUGGUUAAUAAUCUUAUAUUUUACUUCUGGCUACAGUUUGUUACACAAUGUUCCUGUGGCUGUAGAGUUUGUAGCAUUUAAAGGAAACGUUGUGACUUUAUCUGAGAGCUGUGUUGCUCUGAACAAAGACAUCCGACACGUGAGUCAGAAGACUUGUUGGGCUCCUAGUGCACAAAAAGCUGCUUAGUACACUUUGUAUUAUUGGUGAAGAGACAAUCCCAGAGAUAAAUGGUGUCAUCAGAUAUCAUUCAGUCGUUGUGUUCAGUUUGUGAGUUAUGUCCCGUAGUGUCUAGCAAAUGCCAGUUAGUUUUUGUUUGUAUUUUACUAAGAAAUCUGUUGUUACUCCCUGCUACGGAAUGUGGCAGCUUCAACGUGUUUUGUAUAUUUAAUUUAUUGAUAAAAUGGGGAAGAGAGAUUGACAUUUGCAUUAAAAUACACUAACUUUUUGAGUUCUUUAGAUUUAACAUAAUUGAAGUGUGUAAACUUUGUUUAAAAUGCUGUUCAUUAAAAUUAAAAUCAUUUGGGGCCUUUUAUUGUAGUUAUUUAAAUGAUCAUUUCCAAACAGCUUUUAUUAUAUUGUACUGUGUAGCCAGAGGUCCCAAGCCACAAAAAAAAAGGAUUUUCCAAUGUAAUUAUUUAUCACAGGAUUUUUUUGUUACUUGUUAAAGAUAAAAAUGAACAACUUGUCAGUGUCUCGUCCUCUGUGUGUGUUCCAUCUCUUCUUCCAAACCAACAAAGGUAAAAGGUAGAAGUGACGAACACAGGCAGGAAAUGAACAGAAUAUAAUGGAGAAAGUGAAGUUUGAUUUAGAAUAAAUGGUGAUGAAUCACAGUGCACUCCCUCAAUGAUU
This is a messenger RNA of Platichthys flesus (European flounder), 2514 nucleotides long. RefSeq names its product ephrin-B2a-like. Lineage: Eukaryota; Metazoa; Chordata; Actinopteri; Pleuronectiformes; Pleuronectidae. Gene Ontology annotation, biological process: ephrin receptor signaling pathway; blood vessel morphogenesis; axon guidance. Bases 151 to 1143 code for a protein of 330 amino acids. The transcript is spliced from 5 exons. The record is from RefSeq and is a predicted model, not a curated record. Gene Ontology annotation, molecular function: ephrin receptor binding. Gene Ontology annotation, cellular component: plasma membrane.